Molecule: messenger RNA, 4239 nt
Organism: Oncorhynchus masou masou (cherry salmon)
Lineage: Eukaryota; Metazoa; Chordata; Actinopteri; Salmoniformes; Salmonidae
Product: ecotropic viral integration site 5 ortholog-like
Exons: 10
Coding region: 375-4115 (1246 amino acids)
Source: RefSeq, a predicted model, not a curated record
GAAGCAUUCGGAAAUCCUCGGCUUCCUAUUACUAUGCCCUGGCACUGUCGCUCCCAGAGGAACAUAGAGAACUAGUGGGGAACAGCAGCAUAGGUCUGGGUAGACGUUGUCGCCAUUUUAAAUGUGGCAAAGGUUCACUUACUUCAUUUCUUAUUCCUUACACAACAUCACCCUCCUAUAAAAUGCUAUUACACCGUAAUUCGCACACGCGCAUUAUUGUAACGACUUCCUACGUGUGUGUGAUAGAGAGAGCAAGUGACAGCAUUAAUAGCGGAAGUUUCUCGCGUCCUCUCCAAUCUCGUUCUAACCAAACACUUCUCUCCAGCAAGCAUCCCAUCCAGUGAUCAAAGAGGAGAGAGAACUCAAAGGGUAAGAUGCUGAGUGCGUCCACCCCGACCCAGACGCCCCCCAGCGGAGAGGACAGUUCUGACAGGGGGUCAGAGGUCAGUGUUGGAGCUCCAGCCACAGAGACAGACCGCUUCGGCUUCAUCCUGGGGAAUGGAUCCACUGCUGGGAGUGAAGGCCCACCCCCUGAGCUCGUUAGACAGAGAGAGGCCAAGUGGAUCAACAUCAUAAGCCAAUGGGAUCGUGUCUUACUAAAAAAUUCCAGCAAGGUCAAAGAGCAGUGUCAGAAAGGCAUCCCAGCAUCCCUCAGGGCUAAAUGUUGGCCACUGCUGUGUGGCGCCACAGACAGAAUGCGCCACAACAAGGACCUCUAUCAGACUCUGGACUCCAGACCCGCACUACAGAGCUGGGUGGACGUGAUAGAGAGAGACUUAGACCGCCAGUUCCCCUUCCAUGAGAUGUUCCUCUCCAGAGACGGCCAUGGACAGCGUGGUCUGUUCCGGGUGCUGAAGGCCUUCACUCAGCUGAAGCCUGAGGAGGGCUACUGCCAGGCCCAGGGACCUGUAGCAGCUGUACUGCUGAUGAACAUGCCUACUGAGCAGGCAUUCUGGUGUCUGGUGCAGAUCAGUGAACAGUACCUCCCUGGCUACUACAGUCCCCUUCUGGAGGGGGUUCUCUUUGACGCAGCCAUGCUGACCAGGGUACUGAAGAGGACGUGUCCCGCGGCUCACAAGCACCUGCAGAGACACGGCGUGGAGCCUCUGAUGUUCGCCACCGAUUGGUUGAUGUGCCUGUUCACACGCCACCUACCCUUUAACACCCUGCUCAGGGUCUGGGACCUGUUCUUCUGCUAUGGAGUGCGUGUGUUGUUCCAGGUGGCGGUGGUGUUGGUGCGCAGGGCUCUGGGCCGGGUGGAGCAGAGGGAGGAGUGCGAGGGCCAGAUGGAGACUCUGGAGAGGCUGAGGGGUGUGAGGGAGCAGGUGCAGCAGGAGGACGAUACCUUCAUUGCAGAGGUGUGUUCUGUCCCCCUAUCGAGUAAGGAUUUGGAGAGGCAGACGGAGAGAGAGCUGGAGAAGUGGAGAAUGGAACGGCCCGCCUCCACCUUUGAUCCCCGGGGUCGUUGCCACGGAUAUCGGAUGGCGUGGGCGAGGGUUCGAGAGAGGGAGGAGGAGAGGAACAGGAAGGAGAGGGAGAAAGGGAACCUGUCCCUCCCUCUGAUUCGCUCUGUCUCCCUCCUCUCUCUCUCUCCCUCGCUCCUCCGCAAGAAGUGGAUAAGAGGGAGUAGGACAGACAUUGGGGAGUGGGAGGGAGAAGGCACAGAGGUGAGGAAGGUUUCAGAGGAGGUGUGGGAGGAGAGAAGCGAGGGAGGGAAUCUGAGGAGAAGAAGUGAGAUGGAUGGUAGUCCAGUGAGGGCUCCGUGUCUUCCAUGUCCAGCUACAGAGGACAGGGCCCCAGUGGAAACGGGAGAACCAUUAGAACAGGAGGAGAGAAGACAGAAAACCCAGCUGACCCCAGAUUCAGACAGAGAACCUUCCCAGCAGUGUCAGCUCACCUUGAACCACAGCGUCACCUUGAACCACAGCGUCACCUUACAGGGCCAGGGAGAGGAGCAGGGGGGUCUCAGCCAGACACCGGUCUCUGAGCAGCACAGCAACAGCCAGACACAGGAAACUGACCACAGUAAAGACACCAUGCAAACACAGGAAGUACUGAACAAACAGUCAACAGCGAGUGCAAAUUUCAUCACAGUGCAUAUAGUGACAGAGACGAAGGGUGAGGCAGAGAAAAGCAAGGAGACAGAGACAUGUGCAGGAGCAAUGACAGAGGAGGAAACUGCUCCACACACAGACCUGAAGACAUACACAGAGGAGGAAACUGCUCCAGACACAAAACUGAAGACAUACACAGAGGAGGAAACUGCUCCAGACACAGAACUGAAGACAUACACAGAGGAGGAAACUGCUCCACACACAGACCUGAAGACAUACACAGAGGAGGAAACUGCUCCAGACACAGACCUGAAGACCUACAUUGAAGCAAAGACAGAGAAGGAAAGAGUGACAGAGACCCACACAGAUGUAGAGAUUCAGAUACGAGCAGAAGCCAAGACAGAGGAGGAAAUGGAGGCAGAGGUACAGAAAGGACUACACACAGAUAAAAGUGUAGAGACCAAGACGGACAUGGGGUCAACAGAGACAGCGACUCAAACAGAUGUGAAUACAGACACGGAGACAGACACACAACAAGAAGCAGAUGUAAACUUGGAGGCAGAAACAGACACGGGCUCACUGACCGAGAGAGACAAAGGCACUGGCACAGAGACACACACCGACAAGGAGAUACAGGCUCAUACAGAGAUCCAGUCACACAAAGGGACGGAGACACACACAGAUGAAAAAUCUGAGGCAGAGAGAGAAACGGCGUUAGAGGCACAUACAGAACCAGAGACGCAGGAAGAAAAUGAGUCAGCGAUGCACAUAGAGGCAGACAGAAGAGUAGAGGCAGAGUUGGGGUCACAGAUUGAGGCAGAAACACAGACGGACAAAGAAUCAGAGAUACGGGUAGCUGUAUACAUAGGGAUUGAGACGCGCACGGAGAAAGCCACUGACACAAACACAGGGACAGAGACGACCAUGGAGUCUCCACAUGACAUUCAGAGACGCACAGAGACAGCAAAGACAAAGGUACAGUACGCAGAGCCCUCUAGCACAAUACCAGCCAAUCAGAGCCAGGUUUCUCCAGAGUUGACAUCCACUACUGAGCCUGCGGAGGAGAGGAACUCAUCAGAACAGAAGCUUCCUGAAAGACCCCAGAGUCCAGUCACCAUCCGUCCAGAUCAGGAGACCCAGACAGUCAGGGAGAGUGAAGGAGAGAAAGAAAAGAAAGCCUCAACUGACAUCCUUCCACCAUUACAUCAGGGGGAAUCACUGACAUGUGAAUUCCCUCACAUACCUGACAACCCAAAGUCACAAAGUCAGAGUGAGUCUCCCCCUCCUGCAGACUCAAAGGCUGACUCUGGCAACUCGGUGUCCACACAAAUUGAUGUCUCGUCCCAAAGGACUACGCCCUGUGAUGGACCGUGGGCAACCCCUUCCGGAGACUUCCGGCUCUGCAAAUCCUCCAGCUCCCGGAGGCUCACCCGCAGGCUCUCUGAGGAUCUCUUCACUAAACCCAACCAAUCACAACCCACCUUCACACAAUCCAAUCAAUCAAAUAUAGGCUUCAUUCAGUCCAAUCAACCACAACCCACAUCUCCCAUUCAGGUACCAAAGCGCCCAGAAUCACCCAAACGGGUGACAGGGAGCAACCCGGACACUGUCCCACCUCAGACUGGGCCUAAAUCUGACAAAGGGCCGACCGACACCCCCAGGCUAUUUGGUCUCUUCCGCAGGCUCAAAUGGGAGCAACCAAGGCAGGACAGGGAGAAAGGGGAGCACAAAGUCCCCAUUCCCCAAAUCCUGAUCCAGGACUUCAGUGAUGGGACGGGUGAGGGGAGCACGGUCAGGGGGGAGGAAGAGGAGAACCUGAGCUCCAGAGAGAGGAGGAGGAGACGGAGGGAGCAGGAGAGGAGGGAGAAAGAGGAGGAGAAGUUACAGAAGAAGAGGGAGAAGGAGUUAGAGAAAGAGAGAAAGAGGGAGAGGAGGAAGCCUCAGACGAGGGGGAAGAGUUUUCAGGUGCUACACAGCAGUGUUCCCCUUCCUGGAAACAGUGGCUCACAGACAUUUGGUUCCAAAAGAAACUCAACUCCAUCUAUGGAGACAUACUUUUAACAAGCAAGGAAAGAAAUCGACAUUCUAAAAGUUUUUACAAACCACAAAAAUUACCCAUAAAACAUCUCAUCCAAGUGUAGACUUGAAAAAAAAUGUAAAUAAAAAAAUUUAUAUUUUCAAACUC